Raphanus sativus (radish) is the source of this 2142-nucleotide messenger RNA. Its product is annotated as UDP-glycosyltransferase 75D1. The record is from RefSeq and is a predicted model, not a curated record. Gene Ontology annotation, molecular function: UDP-glycosyltransferase activity. The coding region runs from base 33 to 1469 and encodes 478 amino acids. Lineage: Eukaryota; Viridiplantae; Streptophyta; Magnoliopsida; Brassicales; Brassicaceae. The transcript has 2 exons.
UGUCUUUCAUUACAACACCAAACAUAAAAGAAAUGGAUAACAAUAAUGAUUCAUCAAAAUCACUAACCGGACCACACUUUCUGUUCGUGACCUUUCCAGCACAAGGCCACAUCAACCCAUCUCUCGAGCUGGCCAAGCGCCUCGCCGGAACAAUAGCCGGAGUUAGAGUCACCUUCGCAGCCCCUAUCUCCACCUAUAACCGCCGUUUGUUCUCCAAAGAAAACGUCCCUGAAACCUUAAUCUUUGCCACAUACUCCGAUGGCCACGACGACGGCUUCAAGUCCUCGACUUCAUCCGACAAAACUCGCCAAGAAACCGCAGGACGAUACAUGUCUGAGAUGAAACGACGCGGCAGAGAAACCUUAACCGAACUAAUAGAAGAUAACCGGCGUCAAAACCAGCCUUUUACCUGCGUGGUUUACACCAUCCUCCUCACUUGGGUCCCUGAGCUGACGCGUGAGUUUCACAUCCCUUCUGCUCUUCUCUGGGUCCAGCCCGUAACCGUCUUCUCCAUCUUCUACCACUACUUCAACGGCUACGCAGAUGCAAUCUCAGAGAUGGCUGAUAACGACCCUUCUGGUUCUAUUAAACUACCAGCUCUGCCGCAGUUCCGUCUCCGUGAUCUUCCCACGUUCCUCGUCCCUGAAAACCCAUAUUCGUUUCUUCUACCGGCGUUUCGAGAACAUAUAGAGUCGCUGAAGCAAGAUGAAAACCCUAAGAUACUCGUCAAUAGUUUCCAAGAGCUUGAACAAGAAGCUUUUAGCUCGGUUCUUGGUAAUUUCAAGAUUGUGCCCAUCGGUCCACUGAUAACUCCAAGGACCGACUCUAGGAGUGGCGCUGAAUACAUACAGUGGUUGGAUACAAAAAAUGAUUUGUCUGUGCUUUAUAUUUCGUUCGGGACAGUUGUCGUGUUGAGCAAGAAACAGAUUGUAGAGCUCUGCAAGGCGUUGAUAAAGAGUCAGAGGCCGUUUUUGUGGGUGAUUACGGAAAAGUUGCACACAAGUAAAGAAGAAGAGAACGAAGAAGAGAGCAUAAGGAGUUUCACAGAAGAGCUGGAUGAGAUAGGAAUGGUGGUUUCUUGGUGCGAUCAGUUAAGUGUGUUGAAGCAUAGAUCGAUAGGUUGUUUUGUGACGCAUUGCGGGUGGAACUCGACGCUGGAGAGCUUGGUGGCCGGAGUUCCGGUGGUUGCGUUUCCGCAGUGGAAUGAUCAGAUGACCAACGGGAAGCUUCUAGAGGAGUGUUGGAGGACAGGUGUGAGAGUGAUGGAAAAGAAGGAAGAUGAAGAGGUUGUGGUUGAGAGUGGGGAGAUAAAGAGAUGCAUUGAGGAAGUGAUGGAUGAGAAGGCGGAGGAGUUUAGAAGAAACACUGCGAGGUGGAGAGAUAUAGCUGCCGAGACGGUGACAGAAGGAGGAUCUUCGUUUAAACAUCUCAAAGCUUUUGUCAAUGAGCACAUAGUGCCAUGGGGCUAGAAAAAUAAAAGACAAACAGGUGCCAAACAUGGAUUUUGAUGGAAGGUGAAGGUUGGACUGCUCAACAAGGUGAAUAGGUUUUAGAUACAAAGUACUCGUAUUAUGUGGUGAUGCUUAUGUUGAAGUUGAUGCUUAAGCAAGGCAUAAUAUAACUCAAGAAAUUGAUAUUGGAGCUGAACGAAGGCAUGAUAUACCUACUCAAGAAACUGAUGUUGCAUCUGAAUCAAGGAAUGUUGGCCCCUCAUCUUCUAGGUUAAAUGCUAAUAAGAUAAGAUCAAGGGUUGUACAGGCAAGAAAAUCCGUGGCACAUGUGAUUAGGAAGUGUUUAAUCGUGUGACAGUAUUCUUUCCCACAAGAAUCGUCUAACAGAGUGUAGUUGGCGUCAGCUUCGGGAGGUUCUAAACUCUUUGCCUACUAUAAGGUUGUAAUCUUUCUUGUACAAAUCCUUAAAUAAUAAUCUCAAGAAAGAUCCUGCAAAUCGUAGAUGAGGAGAAUCAUGUGACCUCCUAUAUAUGGGGUUACAUUUAUGUUCUUAGCUGAGGAUGAUGAGAUAAAUUUGAUAGUAGAUGAGGAGAAUCAUGUAACCUACUAUAGAUGAAACGUAUGGAGUGAUGGAUGCAAUAUUGACAAACAGCUAAUGAUGAAAAAUAGAGGUGGAGGUUGAUGUCAUGUG